Molecule: messenger RNA, 1530 nt
Organism: Anopheles marshallii
Lineage: Eukaryota; Metazoa; Arthropoda; Insecta; Diptera; Culicidae
Gene: Klc
Product: kinesin light chain
Exons: 5
Coding region: 1-1530 (509 amino acids)
Biological process (GO): microtubule-based movement
Cellular component (GO): kinesin complex; cytoplasm; membrane-bounded organelle
Molecular function (GO): kinesin binding
Source: RefSeq, a predicted model, not a curated record
AUGACACAAAUGGCUCAGGAAGAAAUCGUCUCGAAUACCAAAACGGUAAUGCAGGGCUUGGAAGCCCUUCGUGUCGAACAUGUCACACUGAUGAAUAACCUUUCGGAGGGUAGCAAAACCGAUCCGGACAAGAUGGAAAUCGUAAAGAAGAAUAUGGAAAACAUUGAGCUCGGUCUAAGCGAAGCACAGGUCAUCGUGAUGCUGUUUGCUCAUCUUCAAAACAUUGAAGCCGAGAAGCAAAAACUACGCACGCAGGUGAAACGGCUGUGUCAGGAAAAUGUGUGGUUGCGUGACGAGCUAGCGAUCACGCAGCAAAAGUUGCAAACGUCCGAACAGAGCGUUGCGCAGCUGGAAGAAGAAAAGAAACAUCUAGAGUUUAUGGCUUCGGUGAAAAAGUACGACGAGAUACAGGAAAACGAAGACAAUUUGGAAAAAUCGCGCACAGACCCGGUAGUGGAGCUGUUCCCGGAAGAUGAAACAGAGGAGCGCAACAACAUGUCACCGACGCCGCCGAAUCAAUUUGCUAAUCAUGCAAAUGCAGGAUACGAGAUACCGGCCCGUUUGCGUACACUGCACAAUUUGGUUAUACAGUACGCGUCGCAAGGACGGUACGAGGUAGCUGUACCGCUGUGCAAACAGGCACUAGAAGAUCUGGAGAAAACCAGUGGGCACGAUCACCCCGAUGUAGCCACGAUGUUGAACAUCCUGGCGUUGGUAUACAGAGAUCAGAACAAAUAUAAGGAGGCAGCCAACCUGCUGAACGAUGCCCUUACCAUUCGUGAGAAAACUCUCGGUGAAAACCAUCCGGCCGUAGCUGCUACAUUGAACAAUUUGGCCGUUUUGUACGGUAAACGAGGCAAGUACAAGGAUGCGGAACCGCUGUGCAAACGGGCACUUGAGAUAAGAGAAAAUGUGCUCGGAAAAUCGCAUCCCGAUGUGGCCAAGCAGUUGAACAACUUGGCACUUCUUUGCCAAAAUCAGGCAAAAUACGAAGAGGUUGAAAUGUACUACAAGCGCGCGUUAGAAAUUUAUGAAAUGAAGCUAGGUGGAGACGAUCCGAACGUAGCUAAGACCCUCAACAAUCUUGCCAGCUGCUACCUGAAACAGGGCAAAUACAAGGAAGCAGAAAUGCUGUACAAGGAGGUGCUAACGAGAGCACACGAGCGGGAGUUUGGUGCAAUUAAUGGAGAAAACAAACCAAUCUGGCAGGUGGCCGAAGAGCGGGAGGAGAACAAACUGAAGAACCGGGAAAACACACCGUACGGUGAGUACGGUGGGUGGCAUAAGGCAGCCAAAGUUGACUCGCCCACCGUUACGACGACCCUGAAAAAUCUCGGUGCUCUGUAUAGAAGGCAGGGCAAGUACGAGGCGGCUGACACGCUGGAAGAUUGUGCUCUACGAAGCAAGAAAGAGGCAUUGGAUUUGGUGAAACAGUCGAAAGUGCUCGGUGUAGCGGACGAUAACAAACGCCAGAAGAGCGGCAACAGCAAAGAUGAUAAUGAUGAUCACAACAAACGUGUGCACAAAUAG